Mercenaria mercenaria is the source of this 5165-nucleotide messenger RNA. Its product is annotated as fibril-forming collagen alpha chain-like. Gene Ontology annotation, molecular function: extracellular matrix structural constituent. The transcript is spliced from 44 exons. NCBI's taxonomy places the organism in Eukaryota, Metazoa, Mollusca, Bivalvia, Venerida, Veneridae. The coding region runs from base 186 to 4580 and encodes 1464 amino acids. The record is from RefSeq and is a predicted model, not a curated record.
UUUCUGGCUAACAUUGGAACAAAGGCUGGAAAGCCGUGUUUUAUUCCAUUAAUUCAACGGGAUCCAGUGUUCCGAGGAAUAAGGAACACGGCGUCUCGACAGAGGAUAGCCGGUUUACUGGCAUCCAACGGACGCUGGACAUUUUUCCUUGUUAAAGCUUCCUUCAUGUAUAAUAAGGAAGCUUAAUGAUGGCAUUUGAUUCAGUGCGAUGGGCAGCCGUACUCUCCUUGCUGUUCAUCGUAGUUACGGCUCAAGAGGAUCAGAAGGAGAAAACUCCAGAACAAUGUUACACAGACAGCGGAAAAAUUGUCGACGACGGCGAAAGCUGGUUCCCGGACAAAGACGAUAACUGUAUUGCAUGUAUCUGUGAAAAUGGAAAAGUAGAGUGCGAACGGCUUGAAGACUGCUUCCAAGACGGUGGCGAGCUCAGAGAGGAGACAAGCGAAGCUUCUGAGACCUACCAGUAUUCCUCUAUCUAUCCUGGCCCACAGGGGCCACAAGGUGAGCCUGGACGUCAAGGAAUGCAGGGAUUUCCGGGUGAUCGGGGACCAGAUGGAAAUCCUGGAAUACCGGGCCCACCUGGUAACGUUGGAAAUAACAUUAUGCCAGCUGACCAAGCCUACCAGAACUACUAUCAGGCAAUGUAUGGUCAAAAGGCCGGGUAUGCAAUGGGACCACAAUAUCUCACCGCUAAUGUUGGGCCACAGGGACCUCGUGGGCCUGGAGGUCUGCCAGGACCCCAAGGUCAACAGGGUUUGCAGGGUAACAGAGGACAAGCAGGAGAACCAGGACCACCGGGAGCUCCAGGACCCUCUGGCAUUCCCGGCUCUCCUGGACAGCCAGGGCCAGAUGGCUCCCCCGGCAGAAAUGGACCAGGAGGUGCACGUGGAGUUCCAGGAAAUAAGGGGCCAGCAGGUGUACCAGGCAUGCCAGGCCUCCCAGGAAUGAAGGGUCAUCGUGGAUUUAGAGGUCCAUUUGGAAAACCCGGAGAGCAAGGAAAUUCCGGAGAAAAGGGCCCAGACGGACCUAGAGGACCCAGUGGACGACCCGGGCCACAGGGAGCACGUGGUAUUCAAGGUGAGCGCGGACAGGAUGGAUCACCAGGACCUUUGGGACUGCGUGGUGUGGACGGUCUCCCCGGACAGACAGGACCCCCGGGAAAUGUUGGAAACAUGGGAUCCCCCGGCUACCCCGGUGUACCAGGAUUAAAGGGAGAAGCAGGUGCCCCUGGUCCAAAGGGGGCCCGCGGAACCCAAGGACCCCGUGGUGAAAAUGGCGUACCAGGACCACCAGGGGAAUCUGGCCGACAGGGACUUCCAGGAUUAGAAGGCUCCAAUGGGGAAAAAGGAUCUACUGGAGAAGUGGGACCUGCCGGGCCUCCUGGUUUUCCCGGACCUAGAGGACCUCCGGGCUCAGCAGGGAGCCCAGGAGCAAACGGACCGAAGGGACAUACUGGACAACCAGGAAAUGCCGGAUAUAAAGGAUCUCGAGGGAAGAAGGGCAGUGAUGGUACUGAUGGUGAAAGAGGACCACCCGGGCCCCCUGGGUCGGAAGGAAAACGGGGCGAGUCAGGAUCCGCAGGACUACAAGGAGCUCCUGGUCUGCCAGGGGAAAGAGGAACACCUGGUGGUCGCGGUCUUCCUGGACCUUCUGGUGACCCUGGACCUCCCGGAGAGCAAGGAGGAAUUGGACAACGUGGUUUCCGGGGUAAUGAUGGAUCUCCGGGUUCACCAGGCCGCCCCGGAAGUCCUGGGCCUAUUGGAGGCAGGGGAGUUCCUGGGCCACAAGGUCGCGAUGGAUCAGUUGGACGAUCAGGUCCACCGGGACCUCCAGGUAAUGACGGUCGCUCUGGUGAAAUGGGUCAACCCGGAAUCCAGGGAGUUCCAGGUCUAGUAGGACAGCCCGGCAACCCAGGAUCAAGAGGUUCCCCAGGACGUGAGGGUCAAACUGGACCCAUGGGUCAGCCGGGACCACCUGGAGACUCUGGUGCACCAGGAGCAACGGGAUUUCCAGGAUCCCCUGGACCUCAGGGAGUAACAGGUGAGAGAGGACCAGAGGGCAACCCUGGACCUCCAGGUUUUCAGGGACCCCCAGGUAUGCAGGGAGCACCCGGAGAGGCAGGAAGGGUGGGAGAGGCUGGACGUAGUGGAGAACCUGGCCCAAGCGGCAGACCGGGAUCUAUGGGCGAAAGAGGAUACCCAGGUGAACAAGGACCACCAGGUGCCGUUGGUGAACCCGGAGAAGUUGGAUUGGUUGGACCAGCUGGUCGCGCUGGAUACAGGGGUGCUCCCGGAGCUCCAGGUCCAAAGGGUGAGAUUGGCUCCGCUGGAAAUAUUGGUACACCAGGACCACGUGGGUCACCUGGACCCCCAGGAGGAAAGGGAGAAGUUGGAGAUCCUGGUCCUAAUGGAGAAGAUGGAAGCCCUGGUAGAGCAGGAAUUCCAGGACUGGUCGGUCCUCCUGGACCUCCAGGUCCCGUAGGAGAAACACCACCCAAAGGCCAGCGUGGAGAUCCGGGUCAAAGAGGACAAGUUGGUGCUCCUGGUGAAGAGGGAAUAAGAGGAGAAGCUGGAGCUCCGGGCGAAGACGGACCACCAGGAUUAGCUGGAAAUGCAGGAUAUCCAGGACCAAAGGGCCCCACUGGAGAACCAGGGGAAAAGGGUGAGCAAGGCGAACAAGGUGAAUCAGGACCUCUUGGCAAACCAGGAGAUACGGGUGUCAGAGGAGUCCGUGGUGCCAAGGGUUCCCGUGGAGACACUGGAUCACAAGGUUUGCCAGGUCAGACCGGAGCCCCAGGACGUCCCGGCCCACAGGGAUCUCCCGGACAACAAGGUGAGAUGGGGCCACCAGGAGUUACAGGUGAAGAAGGCGUCAAAGGUUCACGUGGCCAUAAUGGUCCCAUGGGUCAACAGGGAGAGCAAGGUAUCCCGGGUCUACCAGGGUAUGCCGGACAGAAAGGAGCCCAAGGAGAAUCUGGUGAAGCCGGUCCACCUGGACCUAACGGUGCACCUGGCAGACAGGGUGACCAAGGAGAGCCGGGACUUCCUGGUGUAAUGGGAGAGACUGGACCAAUGGGAGGAGUCGGUGACAGGGGAUCGCAAGGGGAGCCCGGACGCCCAGGUGAUGACGGUAUACCAGGACCUCAAGGACCCCCAGGUCCACCAGGUCUGACUGGACCAGUUGGAGCUCCAGGAGAUACGGGACCCCCAGGACAUGACGGCUUACCAGGACUGGCUGGACCUAGAGGUGAUCGCGGUAUGGUUGGAGACCAAGGACUUCCGGGACCACCAGGAGCAACUGGAUUUAUGGGACCACCAGGACCUAGCGGAUCGCCAGGUUCCAGCGGACCAAGAGGAGAGAGGGGAGAGACCGGACCUGUCGGAUCCACUGGCGCAUCUGGACCUCGAGGAUCACCGGGACCACAAGGUGCAGAGGGUUUGCCUGGUGAAUCCGGAUCUAUGGGAGAAACGGGAGACAAAGGAGAUCCUGGACUUAUCGGUUUAAUGGGCUUGCCUGGAGCCGAGGGAAUGCAAGGUGACGAUGGUCUUCCAGGGCCUCCCGGACCCCCGGGUCAACGUGGUCCAGAUGGGCCCCGUGGAUCAAUCGGAAUGGACGGACAACCAGGACCGCCUGGACCACCAGGAUCAAUGGGUCGUCGUGGUCCCGAAGGAGUAGAUGGCCGCUCGGGACCAGUAGGACCGGAAGGCGCACCAGGACCGCCCGGUCCUCCAGGUCAGCCCAUGUACGCCAAUGCCCUUGGGGCAAUGUUCGGCGCCAGUACAUACAAAGGCAAUCCGUAUCAGGCUGAUAGCUCCUCCACCCCGCAGGAGAAAGAAGCCUUGGCCACAUUAGGCACUGUAGACAAGAAGAUUCAGAAGAUGAAGGCACCAACAGGCGAAAAAGAUGCACCAGCAAUGUCCUGUCAUGACUUCAAGGUUCACAAUGAGGAAAAAAUUGUUAACAAGGAUCCUAUGAAAAUAAUGAUUGAUCCAAACAAAGGCGAUGACUAUGACAUGAUGCAAGUAAGCUGCGAGUUCCGGUCUAAAAUCUCUUGGACGUGCAUCCAUCCUGCCAAAAAUGAGUUCGCCAUGCAAAAAUGGGUCAAGCAGCCUUUAUCGAAACACACGUGGUUCAGCGAUAUCCAGAAUGAAACAUACGGCGGAGAGCAUAGUGUCGACUACGAGUUUAGGUACGACGCGAAUGGCUCUCAGAUCAAUUCUCUAGCAGCCGUUAGCGACAUAGUCCGCCAAGAUAUCUGGGUAAAUUGCACAAACACCGUCGCAUACUAUGACGAUUCAACUCAGGCAUACGACAAAGCAGUUCAUCUCAGAGCAUUUGAUGAUAAGUUUGUUCUAACACCAGGGGGCAAGAGGAAGAAAAAGGGAACCUUGAAAUAUACUGUGGACGAAUCGGAAGAUGGUUGUAUGUACGGAAAUGGCGUGAGACAAUCCACAAGAAUUGAGGUGAAAACGAGAAAAAUGUCGCUGUUGCCAGUUUUGGAUAUCGCUGUUCGUGAUGCUGGAGGAGCAGACCAAGAAUUCGGUUUCAUGUUAGGUGCCGUAUGCUUCGGCAAUAAGUAAAAUGUUUUACUCAUAUUUUCAUUAACAAACAGCUACCCAAAAGCUUUCGACGCUUUGUUGGCUGAAAUAUUGACUUUAUCAACGUUUUGAAACAUCUACUGAACACUAAGAUGUUCCCAGUGAAUAACUUUAGUGUUCGUAUGAAGCCAUCGAAGUCUGUCUGUAUGCAUCCGCUGCAAUUAUGUAUACACGAGUGUAUGGGAGAAGUGUGUUCUAUUGUGUUUUUUUUUCAUUUAUUUUCAAAACAUCAACCUUUUCACAAUUACGUUACAUUCCUAUUUCAUCACAUUUAUGAUCAGGGAAUGAUUUCAGACAUUUAUUGACAUUUUGUUGAGAUUUGGCAUCUACCAUUCACCAUGAUUUCAAGGAAGUGACGUCAUUUUUGAUCCACCUCGGUCUGCCAUGAUACCGACAAAAUGACGUCACUUCCUGAUUAUUGCGCACCUGUGAUACAAACGUGUGAUAUGUCACCAAUACCAUGAGUGUUAUACAUUAUAACUGCUUUUCUUAUGUGGCUUAUGUUUAUUGUCACAUUUUUUGUCAAAUGCUACUUUUGUGUCAGUAAUAAAACAGAUGAAAAAUCAA